GCAACAGCGGUCACCACGUUGGGUUGAGUUGCCUUCUGUUUUGAUUUCUUGGCAUCAAGCAUCGCCCGUGGCUUCUCUCUUUACAAUCAUCACCUUGACACCUACCUUAGUACUUACUACUCGGUCAGCAAGUAAGGUACGGAUACAUGUACGGAUACUAAAGGCAUCUGAGGUUAUCCACCAAUUUGCCUCUCGCCUCGCUUCCCUUUCCUAUCCACAAUUAUUUCGUCGCUGCCAAGUACGGAUAUCUCACCCUGCAGCUGGCUGUAGAUCCCUCCUGCAACAGCUGCAUCACCUACCUCAUCCGUUCUUUCUGCUAUCUGCGAAUAUUCGUCCUUACUUCACACGCGCAGAGGAGACUUGGUUGCAUCUCGUGCACCGCCCACCGCAUCAACUGUCCACUCUUCCCAUCGGUCGGCCCUUGGUCUUGGCAUCCACAUAGCGACAUUGGCAUCCCAUCACACUCAAUCAGCCCGACGUUGCGAGGCAGUCUACCAUUCCAGAUUUAUACCACUCGGCUCGGCAUCUCGCCCGCACCCAAACAACAAAGGAGGUCCAAGAGCCUUGUUCAAUUGAAUCAUCCAUACCACACGAUUGCUUGCCCCAAUCUUGUACGGAUAGGUACCUCCAGGGAACAGAAAAACGAAGGGGAUCAAAGGGGGGCCAAGCUAAAACGGACCGCCACCAGAGCAAUUCCGCUUGCAACAUUCCUUUCCCCGCCCAAUCUCUCUCCCUUCAUCGAGGAAUGCCAGCCCUUCAACUUUGGCAUCAUCAACAUCUGCGUCCCGGCUCUUGCGAUUGAAGUCCAGCCGACCGGGGCCAACAGGAGCGUCCAACAUCGACACGAGAAGCCUCGCUCCUCGCCUGGUAUUCCCGAGCCCGAGAAAGAGGACAAACUCCGCCGGCAAUAAAGCUUGAGUAAGCGAAAAAUGCCUUACUACGCCAGAACCAAGGGCCGGACCCAGGAAAUCCCGCCCGACGGCAGCCGGUCUCCCCUUCCGGCCUCCGGCGCCCGGUCGCCGCUGCCGCCCCGGACACCUCUCGGCCGGCCUCCUUCCCGGUCAUUACCAGACCUGAGUGCCGAUGUGCGGAAUGCUCUCUCAGCACCGAAGCACGACGAUGUCAACUACCGCCACAGCUUCUGGACCCGCUGCCGCUGCUGCCGUCGUUCACGGAGCGCCAUUGACCUGCUCCGUAGAGUUGUUCUCGUACCGCUAGCCGACUUGUUCUGGUUCCUCGAGGAAGCAGCUGAGUCUGUGCCGCCCGUCAUCCCAGCGCUCAUCGCUUGCAUAUUUCUGUUGGUGGCACUGCCGAUGCUGAUUGCGUGGGAUUUCCUCUGAGCGAGCGGUCGUGUUUUCAAGUGAGGCAAUCAUCGAUGCACACUUGGUUGUGUGUGCGUCUGCGACAGAAGAUUCCAAGAGGGCUUUCAAAUAUUGCCUGGAUUCGAGGGGUGGAGGUGGUAGACCGUAUGUAACGAUAGACUGUACUGACUGACUUUGCUCAUCACCAUGGCGCAACGACAAGCGAACGGAUGAAACCCAGGACAUACC
Messenger RNA from Colletotrichum scovillei, 1550 nucleotides. RefSeq lists its product as uncharacterized. Lineage: Eukaryota; Fungi; Ascomycota; Sordariomycetes; Glomerellales; Glomerellaceae. The transcript has 3 exons. Bases 930 to 1340 code for a protein of 136 amino acids. The record is from RefSeq and is a predicted model, not a curated record.